This is a messenger RNA of Spodoptera littoralis (African cotton leafworm), 8275 nucleotides long. The record is from the annotation of a GenBank genome assembly. Lineage: Eukaryota; Metazoa; Arthropoda; Insecta; Lepidoptera; Noctuidae.
CAUUGAUACACGAUUCAAGUCGGACACAAAUAAAAAUGGUGGUUCAAUAGAUUAGAUUUCUCUGAUCAAACUGUUUAUUGAAAUAACAAACGAACUUAAUCAAAAGUGUACGAGAAAUAGAAAACUUUUUUAUAUUUUUUGCCAAUAUUAAUAUUUAUCUGGUGCGAUUACGUGGUGCGUUGGGAAGAGUUGUGUUUGACAAAUAACAGGUUGUCGGAGACACCGAUUUCGCUAUAGUUUUGUAUCUAAAGUGUUGUUUUUUUAACUGCAAUACGCUUGUAAGGUGUACCAAUUUUUAAAUCAUUUACUAAGUGUUUAUUUAAGCAAUGUAAACUUGAGUUGAAUGGAAAUAAAGUUCACUAAAGAUAUCGAAGUAAGCUGGACAACUGUUCUAUUCAAUCAGCAUGUGACCCAAAUCCGAGAUUUCUCUUCUUUGUGUUUUAUUGCUGGGUUCAUGUUUACGCAGUGAAAAGCUGAAUCGAUUGUCAAGGAAUACAGAGAGCGGUGGUUUGAGCGGCGAUCCUCAGUCAGGACAUGCUAUUUUAUGAACUUGUCACGGUUGACUACCUGUGCAACUCGGUGGGGGUCAGGUGCAGUGCGCUGAAUAUCCAUAAUUUUAAAAGCAUCGACCGGAUUCCCGCUUUACUUGAUGCUUUACUUAUCAACAUUGAAUGAAAAUACACAACUGAGAUAGCUGUGGGAGAUACAGUGAUAACAGAGAUCAGUGUUUACCUGAAAUGUGUGUAAACAGUCGCGAAAGCAUGAAACAAGUGAAACACAUUUUGGUAAAAUGAAGAUCAGCUGUAAAUACAUUGAAUUGAGCCGCACAGAGUAGGACAAUGGUGCAAAAUGGCUCAUUCUGAAAAUCACAGGUAUAUUGUGCAGGUGUAUGUGGGUGCACUGUCUCCACACUACGAGGCCCUGUCAGUAGAAGCCUCCAAGCAGACCAGCUCUGAAGAAAUUGUCUGCUGCAUCACUGACAAACUCGGACUUACUAAUGGAUCCGGAGGCCCAUAUGAACUGGCAGAGGUGGUGGGAGACAUGCUCAGCGGCGAGUGCAAGGAGCGGCGACUGGGGCCCAAUGAGUCGCCCGUCGCUGUCAUGUUGCUGUGGCCCAACAACACCGGCUCGGGACAGUAUAACAGAUUUUAUCUCCGAGAGAAAAUUCCCGACGAACCAUGGAUGGAGAACUUCUCGGUGGACCCGCAGCUGAUAAAGGAUUACUUUCAGCGCUUCUUGUACCAGCCGAAGGACCGCGAGUACCCCGACCUGUGCCAGUUGCCGGAGCUCAACGAGCAGACGUUGCUAGAUAACUUGAGGGCGAGGUUCUCGGCCGGCUACAUCUACACAUACGUCGGCUCUAUAUUAAUAGCACUCAACCCGUUCAAGUUCUACCCUAUCUACAACCCGAAGUACGUGAAGUUAUAUCAGAACAAACGUAUAGGACUGCCGCCUCACAUAUUCGCAGUUGCCGACGCCGCAUAUCAUUGUAUGCUCCGAGAGAGAACUAAUCAAUGCAUAGUGAUCAGUGGAGAGAGUGGUUCAGGAAAGACUGAGAGUACGAAUUUUCUACUUCAUCAUCUGACGGCGUUGAGUCAAAAAGGAUCUCAUGGUAGUGGUGUCGAGCAAACAAUAUUGAGUGCAGGCCCAGUGUUAGAAGCAUUUGGAAAUGCUAAAACUGCCCAUAAUAAUAAUUCCAGUCGGUUUGGCAAGUUUAUACAAGUGAACUACAAGGAAAAUGGCAUGGUGCAUGGAGCUGUUGUACAAAAAUAUCUUCUGGAAAAAUCAAGAAUAUGCAGUCAAGGUCGUAACGAGAGGAAUUAUCAUGUGUUCUAUUACUUAUUGGCUGGUGCGUCGGAGCAGGAGAAGGAACAGUUGCAUUUACUUAGUGUUGACAAAUAUAAUUAUUUAUCGAGGACUGGUUGUAGUGAGGUGCCCGGUAUUGAUGAACAGUAUGAAUUUUCUCGGUUAAAACAAUCCAUGGAGAUGGUGGGCUUCACGAUGGAUAAGCAGCGGCGAUUGUUCGCCGUCCUCUCGGCCGUGCUACUUUUGGGCAAUGUGGAGUUCCAACCGCAGAGGAAGUCAUAUCACCAUGAUGAAGCAGUGGGUGUACGGAACCCAGAGGUGGUUUCUCUCAUAUCCUCGCUGCUGCGGGUCAAACAGGAGACCCUACUGGCUGCCCUCACGUCCAAACGAGCACGGGCUUCCGGAGAAACCCUAGUUAUAAAUUACAGAUUGCCUGAAGCGAUAGCGACGCGAGACGCGAUGGCAAAGUGCUUAUAUGGUGCUCUCUUCGACUGGAUUGUGAUGCAAGUCAACCACGCGUUGCUCUCUAAAAAGGAUACGCUAAGGGAACAUCAGGGACAUAGUAUAGACUUUGGUCUGAGCAACAGCUUUGAGCAGUUGUGCAUCAACUAUGCUAACGAGCACCUGCAGCAUUACUUCAACCAGCAUGUGUUCAAGUACGAGCAGGAGGAGUACAAGCGGGAAGGUAUACCCUGGACUGAUAUAGGGUUCAGUGACAACACGGGCUGCUUGCAGCUCAUUGAAGGCAAGGUCAAUGGGCUCCUGUGCCUGCUCGAUGAUCAGUGCAACUUCCCAUGGGCGACGAAUGAGACGUUAUUACAGAAGUUUAAUUCUGUACAUGAGAACAAUCCCUUCUAUGAGAAGCCACAGAGGCGGGAGCCUGCUUUUGUAGUCAGACAUUAUGCUGGGAGAGUCAAGUAUCAGGUGACGGCGAUGCGUGAGAAGAACUUGGACCUGAUGCGGCAGGAUAUAGUGAGCGUGUUGAAGAACUCCUCGCUAGCGUUCGUGAGGGAACUCGUCGGAGUCGACCCGGUAGCCGUCUUCCGAUGGGCGAUUGUGCGCGCUUUUUCAGGGUAUUUUGCGUUCCUGGAGGCAGGGCGGAGACACCGCGUGCAGCGAGUAGACGGCGCGUCCCGCGUACCGCGCGCCUCUAUCCACGCCCCCAACGACACCAUCAUCAGAACGCCCCACAGAGCGGGCAGUAAGGCGCGCGAGACUCCGACGCGGGCGCACGCCGAUACUAAACCCAGGACAGAGACAGCGAACGCGGCCCGCACGGGUGGGAAAGGGACAAAAAAUUACAGGAUCGCCGAGACUCGCACGCGGCGGGAGCGCGCGCUCGACGACACCGACGUCAUGCAGCGCGCCAGCCAGAUCGUCAUGAAAAACAAGUCAUUUAGGCCUAGGGAGAGAGCGAAAAAAGGUUUAAAGAAUCUCCAGAGCGUGAAGACGUUGGCGGGUCGCACGGCGGCGCCGGCCGGGAAACGGAAACAACAACAAACUGUCGCCGCGCAGUUCCAGCACUCACUCUCCGCACUCAUGGACACACUCAAUCAGGCCAACCCAUUCUUUAUCAGAUGUAUAAAAUCAAACGGCGAGAAAGUUCCACAUGUGUUCGACGAUGAAACUGUACAACGUCAGCUUCGGUACACGGGAAUGUUGGAAACGGUCCGGAUACGACAGGCCGGGUAUAACGUCCGGCUCACGUACGAGGAGUUCAUACAACUCUACAGGAUAUUAUUACCUAAAGGAUUGCUCAGUUCGCAAACUGAUGUACGACACUUCCUCGCCACACUCAACUUGGAUAGGGAUAACUAUCAAUUAGGUGCUACAAAGAUCUUCAUGCGUGAGAGUGAGCAGACGAAGCUGGAGUACCGACUGCACCAGCAGAUCAUGGCUUCCAUCAUCACCAUACAGCGGUGGUUCAGGGCCGUGCUCGAGAGGAGACGGUUCUUGGCACUACGGCGGGCUUCCGUCGUCAUACAGUAUUUUACCAGACAAUGGCUAACAGCGCGACAGGUGGCAGUGGUACGUCUACAAGCGUGGUACCGCGGCGCGCGGCAGCGACGGUGGUACUUACGGCUACGUCGCGGGAUCGUCGCCUUCCAGGCCGCCGCCAGGGGACAUCUACUGCGACGGGCCAUACUGGCGCGCAGACCUUCCGGAGACUCCGAGCAUGACGGCCGCGCCGACCUCGCCGCGCGCCGCGGGCCCUGCCAGGACCCCGUGAGUAUUCUACGAAAAGAACUGGAAAAUUCAAGGCAACUGAGGGCGACACAAUCAUUACCUAUACCGAGGGUCGAGAAGAAACGGGACAUUUUAAUAGAUACUAUAGAAAAUACAACAAAUGUUCAGAAAGUCAAGAAGAGAGUUUCCAAGACGGAAAAUGCUUUGAUGAGACAAACAAGCACAAGCGUAAUACCCAAAGAAACGAGCGAGUCGCCAGAGGAUGAGAGAUGGAAUGUCACCACGAAUACGAACAGGUAUCUUCAGACUGGAGUCACUCUACCCAACAAGAUCACUCCUGAAGACUUAGCGGACGAAUUACUCUGGCUACGGCUCGACCAGAACUACCUCAUGAAUGAAAAAGAAGCUAUUACUAAGAAACGAGAAAAGCGAGAGAAAGAAGACUACACAUCGAAAAAGAAAGAAUUGGAGCUAUUGGAGUCCAUCAUGAGUAGCAGUGAAGAGUACCUUAGGCAGAUAGGCAAUUGGAACCCUUCGGAUAGUACGGAAACCAAUAAAACAAGUAUCAGACGCGGGUCUGCGGGCGUGUACCAGCGCAGCGUGUCGAGCGCGACGCUGGAGGCGCGCGGCGUGUCCGGCCUGCAGGCGCUGCAGUCGCUGCCCGGCGUGCGCCGCGACCCCCGCGCCCCGCCCCCGCCGCACUCCGCGCCCGCGCCCGGCCUCUCCGUCACACCUGCGCCUGAGACACCGGCGAGUACAGAGCCGGCCAGUGUAUGCGCGGCGCCCGCGCCCCCGGCCCGGUCAGGGCGCCGCUCCCCCCGCCGCGCCGAGCGGGGCCCGCCGCCUGAUAUCAUCGUCGACGCCUCGCUCUCACUGCACGAUCGCGCUGGUUCGGAGCAAAUAAGUGGUCUAGUAGUGGCGGGGGUCCCCACGCCGAGCGUGGCGGGCGCAGCCCUGCGGCGGCGGAACUCGGACCCCGCGCCCGGGGACGUACGGCCACUCGACCCACGCUCCACUGACUUCAUCGGACAGACUGGGAAUGGACUCUUCCGAAUCGCUGGCCACAGGUUUCGUAAAGGCACUCGGUUUGCGAAGGGUGACAAGUGCGUAUACUGCCACCAAGCUAUCGACGCAUUCAUCACGCAGGGCCAGCGCUGCAUCGACUGCAAACAACUCUACCACACCAAGUGCAUACAGAACAAAGGAGUCAUCACCAUGCCUUGCUCUAGUCCCGUCACCGUCGCCAGUAGGGGGCGCCACAAGAACAGAAAGAGAAUCAUAUCCAACUCUAAUUAUAACUUACUAGAUAACUCUAAAAGUUCUGUCAGUUCCAACUUUAACCUAACGGGCACGUCAGAAUUUAUGGAUAGGACCGAUAAGAUAAUAUCGGACGCGACUGAGCUACAAGCAAUGCAGAAUUUCAUUAUGGAGAAGAUUUAUGAAAUGGAACCUAAUGAGAAGAAGAAGCAAUCUGAGGUCGACAGGGUAUUCAAACACGCAUUACUAGAAUUCAAAGACAAUUUAGUAGCGACCUACAGCAUAGUGGAGACGCGGGGGUCUGCGCUGAAGUACAAGGAUCUGAUUGGAAACUUCCUGCAUGUCAUGGAGACAGUUUGUGCCAGGGAGGGGUCCACGCUCUCCAUCACCAUGGGGGUCAACGCCUUUAGGGGUUUCAUGGACGAGUUUAUGAGCCAACAUGACACUGACAAAGCUAGGACGAAAAGAAAAAAGGAUAAAAAGAGAAAGGUGGACGAUCCAAUACAAUACAAAGGUCAUACGUUCAUACUGUCCAUGAUCAACAUACCGACGGAGUGUGAGAUCUGCAAGACUUUCUUCAUGUGGCCCAUAGAACGGUCGCUCAUAUGCCAGACGUGUAAACUUGCCUCGCAUAAGAAGUGUUACACUAAGGUGUCGACACUGUGCCGUAAAGACAACCAGACCCCGUCGGCCGCGAUAGUGGGCGCUGUCGACGCGGGCGGACGGGAACAAAUGGGGGUCGUCACACGAGGAAAGGUGUUUGGAGUACCACUACCGGACUUACCGACGGGCGAGAGCAACAUCCCCAUAGUCGUGGACAGGCUAAUUACUACGAUAGAAAUGACCGGCCUCUACACAGAGGGCUUGUACAGAAAAAGUGGACUUAGUUCGAAGGUAAGAAUCAAUGAAAGUUUGGCAGCAGCACAUCAACAGCAUGUGCGUGAGCUUAGACGGCUACUGGACGAGUCCCCGGAGGAGGGCGUGGACCGACUGGACCUGUACGCCGUGCACGUGCGUGCGUCGGUACUGAAGAGCUUCUUCCGCGAGCUGCCCGAGCCACUGCUGACCUUCGAUCUAUACGACGACUUCAUACUCGCCGCGCAGAUCUCCGACCCACAGGAGCGGGUCUCUACUAUAUUUACAAUUCUAAGAAAGCUACCGAAACCAAACUUCGAUCUUGUCGAGAGGCUAAUAUUCCACCUGGCGAGGGUGGCACUUGGAGAGGAUCAUAAUAGGAUGGGUCCGAAUGCGUUAGCGAUAGUGUUUGCCCCGUGCAUACUGCGCACACACAAGAUACAACCUGCACAGGACUCGCUGCACGACAUCGCGCGACAGACUGCCUGUCUAGAGGCCAUACUCGUUGAUAAGAUGCGCACCGUACGUGGCAUGCUCCAGGACAUAGCGACGCUGGACACGGCGUGCCACACGGCCACCAGCCGCCUGUCGUCGCUGCGCUCCCACAGCCACGCGCCGCGCAACGAGGAACAGAUCCUCGUCGGACACAUACACGAGAUACAGAAGGAGAAGGCCAUCCUCACCUCCAACCUGCCCACACUAAUCAGAGCGACGUCAGACGACGAGAUGCUCUCUACGACGGACCACGACGGCGAGCUGGGCAGCACUGACGACCUGAGUACCGGGGCCAGUUCCAUGCGGUCGCAGAGACUCUUACACCGACAGCUCUCCUCGGACGACCCCAUCAUGGUGUAACGCCAGUCUUCACACCGUGGAUCAUAUCAAUACAUAGACGAUUACACCCGGGCUGCAGCAACGUAAGUGCGUCAAAUAAUCGCGAGCCUCCACCCAGAUGCUAUGCAAUGAUGUCCAAGUUUUGCCAUGAUAAUUAUAAAUGUUGUCAAAACAUGCAUGAUUCGAUAAGUUUUCUAUAUUAAAAUUCAUGACAGAAUAAAUUAGUUCAAUGUUCCUGUGCGUUAUUUUACAUUUAAAUUGUUUAGAAUUACACCACUGUAGAGUGUUUUUAAAACUCGUCGGAUAGUAUUUAUUGUAUGUUUGCGACUUGUCCCGUACUGUUGCUAAUAGUUAGCGAAGAAAUAACUUCAAAUAGAGAUUGAUGUGCAACCAACACUCCUGUUCUUGUAUAUCGUACUAUGUGCUAUGUAAUUGAGCUGUUUUAGACAAGUAUACAUGUGCUAGCAGUAGUGUGCGCGUGCGCAGUCGACGUAGCCGUUGUUCUACCGUACUUAGACGUAGUGAUGAGCUUAUUUCAGUAAGUCAUAGUCGCCGCUACUACACCUUGGCGAUUGCCCAAAUUUGUGAUGUGUGAAUAUAAAAGUAUUUUUUCGUACAUAAAAAUAUUUACAUCCAUCUUUGCACUGACGUAUUUUAUGAUAUAUUUUCUGUGUAAAUAUGUAAAUCUUGUCUAAAGGUGAUUUUAAAAAUUAUAGCAAUAUAUUGUUCUUCUUUCGUAUUUUGUUAUUAUUAGACGACUUAAGAUGACACGUGACUGUAUUUUCAAAGUUUGCGAUUGGUUGGUAGGUUACAACUACUAGCUACUUGGUGAAAAGUGAUCCAUUCCAUUUUGUGUAAUUAUUUUAUUUAGGUAUAUUAUGUCGUCUCUUUGUCGACGCAAAAUUGUAACAAAAUUGUCUGACACACAUCAAAAGAAUAUGCCAAAUUGGUGUUUAUUCUUAAAUUUCAUAUAGUUUUAGGACGAUGAAUUAGUGAUGUUGUAAUUCUGAGUUAGCUCGUGAGUCGUGUAAUGUUCUGUAGAAAAGUUCAAAAUUAAACCAACCCAAAGACAUCACUUAAUGACGUUAGAAUUACGCAAUUUUAUUGAGAUUUUGUGAUCCUAGUUAACUAAUCAUGUUCCAAUCUAUACAAGGUAUCAAUUAAUUAUUUUAUAAACCAAAAUUUAUAUCUAGUUGCUUUGCCUUCAUGAUAUACUUACUAUAUUAUUUAGCAACUUGUAUGUGUGUUAAACGUGAAUGUUGUAAAGCAUUCAGAAAAUUUUAAUCUGGUUUCAAAAUAAUAUUUUACAUUAAAUAUUUUGCCUGAGUACUUAUGA